Messenger RNA from Syngnathus acus (greater pipefish), 4321 nucleotides. RefSeq names its product iporin. Bases 214 to 3315 code for a protein of 1033 amino acids. NCBI's taxonomy places the organism in Eukaryota, Metazoa, Chordata, Actinopteri, Syngnathiformes, Syngnathidae. The record is from RefSeq and is a predicted model, not a curated record. Gene Ontology annotation, cellular component: cytoplasmic vesicle. The transcript is spliced from 10 exons.
GGGGUCCGUCCGGACCUUGGCGAUGCAAGCUCGGUACCAUUUUACAUUCGAUUAUUAAACCUACAGACAAACCUCCCAUCUAGCGUCAAUAACUCACGCAAUUUUAAAUUGCAUGCAAAGUAAUGUAGGGCAGAAGCUGCAUUUUUUUUUUUUUUUUUUUUUUAAAUGCUAAGACAUGAAAGUGACCCUAAUAGAAGAGGAUGGAGGUGACUCAUGACUGACUGCUCUUUGAUUUUAUUUCCACAACAUGAGGAGAUUGGAUAUGACAGAUCAAAGUUCACCAGUAUGAUUGGCGCAUCCAGUGUCUCGGGGGACACGCUGAUUGCGUGCCAUUUCCCGCUGCUUCCACUUCCCGCCUGGCAACUUCCCGUCCAGGCCCUGUGCGGCUCAGCCAGGAGGCCCGGUUUCUCGGGUCUGCCCCGGGCGGCGUCCCUCCCGGAGCAAGACAAGAUCAACCAGGAGCAUCCCAUCGCUAUUCAUCAGAAGCAGUUUUCCAACAGUUUUGGUAGCCUCAACGAGGAUCGAGGCGAGGAGGAGGAAGAGGAUGCCACCAGCGAUUGCAUCUCCGCCUCAUCGCCAGAAGAAACUAAAAAGGAACGAGCACGAGGAAGUCUGCACUCGCAUAACUCGUUCCUUCCCAAUCCGGACCUGGAUGAGGACGACGAGGACAGCGAUGGGGACAACCUUCACAAAUACCUUGAGGAUUCAUCUUUUGUGUUGCACGGGACUUCCAACUGGCACAACAGCACUGAUGAUGAUGAAGAUGAGGCGACCCACAGGAACGUGGACUGGGGCCAUGACGACUUACUUCAAGCUCACAACAAACACGAGUCUCCCUCAGAGAUGUUCCGCAAUAGCUGUGCCAGUGACUCAUCUUGCGGGAGCUCCGAUGGGGUCCUGGUGAACUUCGGCACCAUGUACAACCACAGCAACAACCCCGCCGUGCCUCACGACCUCAGCGGCCCGGCGGUUCGCCCAUCUCCAUCCCCCGAGGGUUCCAUAUUCCUCAACCUCCGACCUCUUCCGAACGAGCGCGAUGCCAGUCCCCUGGAAGAGGAGCUUUUUACAUCUCGCUGGUCAACUCAAGAUCUCGACUCAAACCGUCCCCCAUACGAGCAUCGAUCUUCUCUCGAGGUGUCCGACCUGGCUACCCAAGCCGCACUGGUCACCGGGACUAAUCAGACAUACUACAAACUCGUGACUUGUGAUCUUUCACCCAACGCAACCUGGUCCAACUUUGCUGGCUGUCUUGAGGAUGAAAGCGUCAGCAGCCCCGAGAUCCACUUUGUCGGGCCGAAGACAAGCGGACAAGAACAUACGGCAAUUGAAGAUCAACGGAGAGAAGAUUCUCUAGACCCGGAUUUUCAGCUUGCCAGCACUUCCAACGAGAAAUCCUCCUCCGGGGUGAAAAAGCACUUCCAGAACUUGCCGUGUUUUCUUUGUUUCAACCAUAGCUGUUCGUGCCAGGUCACAAAUCAGACAAGCACCCAGGAACAUUCGUCCUCAAACCAGGAACAAUGUACAAGUUUGAUGUGCUCCAUCAAACCACAGAGGCCAACAUCUCUACCAAUCCAGCCCAUGGUGCUUGGUCCCGGUGACAAUGGUUCCACCAAGGCCCAGCAACUGGGUUGUCUGGUUGAACAAUAUAUAAAACAAAAAACCAACAAGUCCCAGCUGGGCUUCAAGCCGAAUCCAAAGCUGUCAUCAGCAAAUUCGUCUAUCUUCAUGGAGGCGUGUUCCAGCUCUGACACUUGUUCCACUUGUACUCCGAGCCCAGGCGGCAUCAACCGCAGAAAUAUAUACUUUCAGGGCCACCGUAGUCCAAGAACCUCCAAAACAAUCACUCAGACUGACUCAAAGCUCAAUCAGAACAGAACCAGCCCACAAACUGGUCCAGAAUUGUUUCCAGGUCACUGUCAGCCCAAGUUUAUGCGAAUUCCAACCUACCAGGAUCUCAUAAGCCUCACAACCCCCAAGGAGAAUCACCAAAGUCCCGCUCGGUCCCACGACCAGAACUUCUUUGAGUCCAUCUUCUCUGAUUCCAUCGCCCAAACCAACAACCCUUAUCAAGCAACGCCUCUCCCACAGAGCCCUCAAGCUCAAGGCUUUAGUUUCACAGCUACCUUCUCCUCCAUGGGCCCUCUUUCAUCUUUGGGUUCCCUGCUCUCAUUCGCUGAUCCUGCUCGGCAACAUCUGCAAACCCAACGUGACGAACCUCUGCUCCUGAGCGACAGGGCCCCGACGGAUCUCUCGCCUGACACUUCUUAUGAGUCUCUGUCCAUCAGUCAUCUCCAGAGAAGAGGUUUGCUAAGGUCUGUAAGCAGGGCUGUGGACCUCAUCAUAGCUCAUUUUGGCAACAGCAGAGAUCCAGAAGAAAAGAUGCGUUUAGGUAACAGCUAUCUGAGUGCCAUGAUGGCCAGUCUGGUUCUGGAUCACCUGUGUCCAGCCAUCCAGAAUAUUCUAGAAGAUGGCCUCAGAGAUCACAAAUUAGACCUUGUCAUUGGUCAGCGUCGUAACUCUUCCUGGACCGUAGUGGAAGUCUCUACCAAAGCUGGUCCACCCACCAAGGUUCUCUACAGCCUGGUCUGCAAAAUCAUCAAGUGUCCACAGCUUAACAGCCACAGUAUGAGGCUGAAGGCCUUCAUCAUGGGCUUGCUGAACUUGAGAGCUUUGGAAUUCUGGCUCAGUCACCUCUACAGUCAAAGAAAUGUGGUGACUUCCCACUACCACGGUUGGGGCUUCCUGUCCAUGUCACUGGGUCGAUGUCGGCCUUUAUUUCAGGAGCUUCUGCUUCUCCUGCAGCCUCUUUCCGUCUUGCCCUUUGACCUCGACUUAUUGCUGGAGCCCAGGUUGUUUCAAAACGGACAAGCAUGCGUUUCCCUUACUCCGCUCUUCGCAGGAUUCUCAGGCCACCAGACCGAAGAUAAUUCUCAGAAUGCAUCUUUUAAAGUGAAGACAUGUGAAGUGAUGCAGUUUAACAGGAGACAGGUGCUUUUAGCUUCUGAUCCAGAAUGGAGGAACUCUGGAGAAGGUGAGGUGGAAGAGACUGGCUCCAGCCAGAUUUCCCUUGAUGGUGGACCCUUAGUUAGUCUGGAUGGCGGGAAAAUGAAAGACAAUGAAACCACUGAUGGUGCUCAGGUUGAGAGACCCGGCCCGGGUGGCCUGCGCUGGGCCAAACUUUUUGGAGCUUCCAGAAGGCUGCAGACAACUUCUCAGAGUCAAGUCAAAGGGUCCCAUCGUCCAUCGCAGUGGCUCCAUCUGGACAGAUCACACCUUGGACUCUUGACUCAAUCCAUCAGGUCAUUGAAGCUUUGAGGCAGUCAGUCUGAAAGACGUUUUCCAUAAAAGGAAACAGAAAACUGAUGUGCAGUCUACAGUUAAGAACACAACACUCUGCCGCACUAAUCACAGAGAACACGAAUAACAAGAUUAACAGCUUUGGCAGCCUCACUCAGCAAACAUUGGCUGCACUUAAAUCCAAGCUAAGCCCCAGUUAUUAAAAAAUUCAUUCCAUUUUUAUGUCAUAUCUUUUGAAAGUAGACUGAUAAACCUCAUGACAUGAAUUCAAGUAUUUUCAGGAUUUAAAAAACUGUCAUUUUCUCUAUCAUGUGGCUUUAGGACAUACUACUCACCAGGCAAGGUUAGUCACAAUCAUGUGUCAGUGGAAGUGAUGACACUAAUGUCAACUAAGACGCUUUCACUAUGAUUCAGAGUUGCUUUUUUUCUGUCAACCAUUUCCUUGUUUAGACAGCUCAGUCAUCUAAUCUCUUGUUUAUGUCAGGUUCUUUUUGAAUGAGCCAAAAUCAAUAUAAACAACGUGAAAAAGAAGAGAACAUGCUCAUGCUAAAAAUGAAUGAAUUAUUAAUGCGGGCCUAUUUUUUUGGAAUACUUUAUUAAUAUGUUUUUGUCACAACAGUUGAAUAAUUCAUUUGAUACGCUUCAGUUGCUUUGAACGGAUGUGCUAAUCAAAAUUAGUUACAGUUGGCCAGUUUCGGAAUACACUCAAUGGAAGCGCCGAUGCUAAUGCUAACAAAUGUACUUUAGGUACAUUUCAGUCAGACAUUUAUGUAACAACUUGAUUCCUCGUCGUAGCAGGGCAAUCGUCUGAUGAAACUAUUGUUUAUAUUGGUGUUAAGUGUUGCCGUAAUAGUCCUCGUAACUCGCUUUUACACAUAUUUGUUACUGUUUAAGAGAAACCUGUGCAUGUUUUUCUUCCAUAUUUGCAUGAUAUUGCAAACUUAAAUUUAGUAUGACAGUAAAAGAAGAUGGCCUAAUCUGAUACUGUAUGUUUUUGUAGAUAAAUUCUAAAGGUGGGUGGAAA